Molecule: messenger RNA, 1223 nt
Organism: Moneuplotes crassus
Lineage: Eukaryota; Ciliophora; Spirotrichea; Euplotida; Euplotidae
Source: the annotation of a GenBank genome assembly
AAUAAAAAUGCUGCAAAACAAUUAUGGGUUCAGCAAACCUGUUACUUUUACUAAGAAUGGGAAAGAGAAGUACAAGACUUUGUGUGGUGGGCUAACUACGAUCUUUAUUUUCCUUGCGCUUAUAGGCUAUGGAAUCAUUUUGAUAACUUCUCCAUUCAUCCAAAAGAUCAACAGUAUUGAAGUAGGACCUGUCACUGGAGAUCUAAGCUGAAAUAGUGGAGGAGGAAAUACCGGAGGAAACACUGGUGGAUACUUCUGUCAAAAUGUGACGACCUGACCUGAAAACAGCCAGAACUUGUGCUCUUCAGUCUCUGGCACUGUUGAAACUGACGAUGAAGUUCCUUUUGUGAUGUACAACAAAGUCUCUAAGGUCCCAUCGCAUGAUGCUGCUUAUAAAAGUACAUUCGAAAACUACAUAUUCACUAAUGGGUUCAGAAUAGCGUUCAAAUGGAGAGACCACCUAUUCGAUCCAAAGUCUUUUUCUUUUAUUAGUCUACUUGGUCAAUCUGAAGAUGGAGGGGAAACAAAGAGCUCUGUGUCCUUGAGCAUGGUACCCUGCACAACAGCUAUGUUUCCAACAGAGAUUUCAGGCGAGCUUACAGAUAUAGGAAUCACUGAUUAUGUAUGCAUUGACCCGACACACUAUUCUAGUUUCUAUUUGAAACAAAAUUUGCGAGGAGGCAAUUUCUCAUUUGGCCUCAUCGGUUUAUUUGAAUGAUCAUCUGAUUGCGAUGGAGGCACCUCUAUUGAUGGGACUACACUUGAUGUUCUCAUGAUAGAGGGAAACUACGACAUCUUAAACUCAACUAAUCCUGUCAAAUACACUAUCAACGAUAAAUAUGAAAUCCCUUUGAACCCAGACGGUGUAUAUUACUAUGACUUUAAGCUUCAAAGGAACGGCUACGUUCCUAAUGGAGGAUCACAAAGCUAUUUCUACAAAGUCAUUAAGAACAAUGAUGGGUACCAAAAGUAUAGUGGUACCCAAAAUCUUGUAACAAUUACCUUAACGAUGGACGAUACUCAAAUUGACCACAAUUCAUACGUUGAAUAUCAGCCGGUGAUCAAUUCUCAACAAAUGAGUGUAGGAGACACUCUUCCUGAAGGUACAACCAUGGAGAAUUGAGAGUGGAUCUAUUAAAGCAGUUCUGAUCUGAGAUAUUUCAAUAAGAUGACUAUUAUGGUCGUAAUCGCUAGAGAAUUGUUAUCUAUAAGCUUUGUUUAGU